Messenger RNA from Apis laboriosa (Himalayan honeybee), 848 nucleotides. RefSeq names its product phosphatidylinositol-glycan biosynthesis class F protein (gene PIG-F). Gene Ontology annotation, cellular component: endoplasmic reticulum membrane. NCBI's taxonomy places the organism in Eukaryota, Metazoa, Arthropoda, Insecta, Hymenoptera, Apidae. The coding region runs from base 87 to 785 and encodes 232 amino acids. Gene Ontology annotation, biological process: GPI anchor biosynthetic process. The record is from RefSeq and is a predicted model, not a curated record. The transcript is spliced from 2 exons.
CGAUGUUAUAUCGUAUAAAAUUAAUAUCGUAUUGAAUAUUAAAUUAGAAAGAAUUAUUUUAUUUUGAGGUUAAGGAAAUAAAGAAGAUGAGUGUUGGAAACAAAUUGAGUCAAAGAUUGCUAUUGUCAUAUUGUUCAUUUACUUGCAUUUACUUUCCUGGAAUUCUGAUAUUACUUAGCUUAAAUAAUAAUUUAUAUAAUGUGGGAAAAUACAAAUUUAUUCCAGUAUUAUUAAUUUUGCUUUUCGCAGAAAUAAUCAAAUUGAUGUUUCCUAUAUUUCAUUCUGAAUCAAUACUUAUAACAAAAACUGAAUCAAGAAUAUCUUCAAAAGCUAAAAAAAUUUGGUAUAAAUAUUUGAAAGAAAUCUUUAAAUUUUUAUUGGCUGGUUUUCUUCUAUCUAUUGUAUAUUACAUUGUUAUUAUAUUGUUUGGUGCCCCAGUAUUUAUGCACCAUGAAGAAACUACUAUGCUUACUAUGACACUGACUACUCUUACAUUUGUUCCUGCAAGUUUACAUUUAGGAGUAGAUGGAGCAUUAGAAAUAUUAACAGGAGCACAGUCACAAAAAGGCAAUGUUCUAGUUGAUGCUAUAAAAACAAAUAUACAAGGUACUCUUUUGGGUACAUGGUUAGGAGCUAUUGUAAUUCCAUUAGAUUGGGAUCGACCAUGGCAAGCUUGGCCAAUUCCAUGUGUUUUAGGUGCUCUUUUUGGCUAUACAAUUGCACAUUUUAUUACUCUUGUAAAAAUAUUAUUUAUAUUAAGAUUAAAUAAAAAAGUUCACAGAUAAAUAUUAAUAAUUAUAUAAACAAAUAAAAUUUGAUAAUAUGAAUUUCAGUUAAUAUUUUAUUUA